Messenger RNA from Helianthus annuus (common sunflower), 1542 nucleotides. RefSeq names its product COP9 signalosome complex subunit 1. The transcript has 6 exons. Lineage: Eukaryota; Viridiplantae; Streptophyta; Magnoliopsida; Asterales; Asteraceae. Gene Ontology annotation, cellular component: COP9 signalosome. The coding region runs from base 107 to 1396 and encodes 429 amino acids. The record is from RefSeq and is a predicted model, not a curated record.
UCAAUAACAUUCAAACGGUGUCGUUUUAAGCUCCGUAAAAUCUUUUGCAAUUUUCUUCGAAUCAAAACCCCUUCGUGAACCCAAAACCCUACGAACCAGUGCGAUCAUGGAUACCGACGACGAACCCUUAUCGGAGCAGCAGCAACGGAAACCGAUCAUCAGCGGCGAACAACUCGACAUCGAGGCGUACGCCGGUUUAUACACCGGCCGUACAAAAAUCUCACGGUUGAUCUUCAUUGCGGACAAAUGCGACAUCGUUUCGAUGAAGUUAGAGGCGCUUCGGAUGGCGUAUGACGAGAUUAAGAAGGGCGAGAACACGCAGUUGUUUAGAGAAGUUGUUCAGAAGAUAAAUGGGAGAUUAGGUUCGGAUUAUGGUUCGGAUGUGAGUUGGACGAGUGCCGUUGUCCGUAGGGCUGAACAGAGGAAGGAGAAACUGGAGAGUGAGCUUAAUGCUUAUAGGACAAAUUUGAUUAAAGAGAGCAUAAGAAUGGGAUAUAAUGACUUUGGAGACUUCUACUACGCUCAAGGUGCACUUGGGGAUGCUUUUAAGAACUACGUACGCACCCGUGAUUAUUGCACAACUGCAACACACAUCAUACACAUGUGUUUAAAUGCAAUUCUAGUCAGCAUCGAAAUGGGUCAGUUUGCACAUGUCACGAGCUAUGUCAGCAAAGCCGAACAAAACAAAGCUGACCUAGAUCCCAUCACAAUUGCAAAACUACAAUGCGCUGCUGGACUCGCUCACCUUGAGGCUAAAAGAUACAAACUUGCUGCCCGCAAGUUCUUGGAAACAGCUCCGGAAUUGGGAAACAACUACUCGGAAGUAAUUGCAGCUCAAGAUGUUGCAACGUAUGGCGGCCUUUGUGCUCUUGCAAGUUUUGACCGCUCAGAGCUGAAGGCAAAAGUAAUAGACAAUAUUAACUUCCGGAACUUCUUAGAGUUGGUGCCUGAAGUAAGGGAGCUUAUUCAUGAUUUCUAUUCAAGUCAUUAUGCUUCGUGUUUAGACCGCCUUGGGAACCUUAAAGCAAACCUGCUUCUUGACAUCCAUUUGCAUGAUCAUGUGGAGACACUUUAUACCGAAAUCCGUAACAAAGCCCUGAUUCAGUAUACUGAUCCGUUCGUAUCGGUGGAUCUGAACAUGAUGGCUAAUGCUUUUAAAACCACUGUAGCUGGUAUACAAAAAGAACUUGAAGCUUUAAUUACCGACAACCAAAUUCAGGCAAGAAUCGACUCGCACAACAAGAUCCUGUAUGCUCGACAUGCAGAUCAAAGGAAAGCCACUUUUCAAAGGGUUUUGCAGACGGGGGUUGAGUUUGAUCGCGAUGUUAGGGCCAUGUUAUUAAGGGCAAAUCUCAUGAAGCAUGAUUAUAAUUUCAAGGCAUCAAGGAAGAUAUAAACUCCAGAGAUUUAUGUUUAUAAUUUGGACAGGAUUUACAGGCAGCCUUUUUGUGUAAAAAACUGGUUUCUAGUACCGAAUGGUCUGGCAUGUGAUUGGUUGGUUGUAGUUAAAGUUUUGGUUUUAAUCACUAUGGUAAACAGGUA